AUGGACGGUCCGCCGCCACCGCCGCCGCCUCAUGGUGAAAAUCCCCAGACGACUGAAGGCGAAUAUCGCAAAUCCUCGGACCUGCCAGAUGGCAACUACGACAUCUUUAUCAUCCCACCUCACUCCGCUGGCUCGGGCUUCCUCUAUCUUCCGUCGCUGCAGUGCAACCGAAACAGUUUCCUAGCGGGCGUCGCAAGUACUCUCCUUACAUGCUUUGUGUGGUCGUACAUCUCCCCGGUUGUGAAGGCAUGGUAUAUAGCCACGGUCGCUAGCGGCAAUGGUACGGGUAUGGCAGUACUUGCGAUCGGGGUGGGUGUCGCUGGAUGGCUUUUUGGCUCCACUCAGUCCGCCAGCUCAGGAGGCAAUAAAGGCAAUAGCGGCCCUCGAGGUGGGCGGUUCGGAUUUGGUGGCUUUGGUGGUGGUUCUGGGGGGCCAGGCGGUCCUGGAGGCCCGGGUGGCCCUAGGAAUGCCGGUCCAAACACCAACCAGCAAUCGUCUGGUGCCAAUUAUGGUGGCAACGGGGCGGGUCAACAAAGACAACAGGGAGGAAACUUUGGUGGAGGACAAACCCACGGCAACCAAUAUUCCGGUAAUCAACAUGGCUCUGGUCCUCCUCCAAAUUCUGAUAAUAACAAACGUGAAAAGGAGGAGGCUGAAAAGCGCGCCAAAGAAGAGCAAGCUAAGGAGCAACGAGCUCAGGAGGAACGAGCCAAGGAGCAACGAGCUAGGGAAGAGCGUGCCAGGGAAGAGCGGGCUAAGGAGGAACGAGCCAAGGAGCAGCGUGCUAGGGAAGAGCGUGCUCGGGAGGAACGUGCUAGAGAGGAGCGCGUUAGAGAAGAACGAGCUAAGCAAGAACGAGCCAAGCAAGAACGAGCCAAGCAAGAACGAGCCAGGGAGGAACGAGCCAGGGAGGAACGAGCCAGGGAGGAACGCGCUAAGGAGGAGCGUGCUAAAGAAGAGCGCAUCAAAGAGGAGCGUGCCAGAGAGGAACGCAUCAAGGAGGAGCGUGCCAGAGAAGAACGCAUCAAGGAGGAGCGGGCUAGAGAGGAGCGGGCUAGAGAACGGGCUAAGGAAGAAGCUGAACGGGAGCGAGCAAGAGAAGAAACGAGACGCAAAGAGGAGCUACGCCGAAAGAUGGAGGAGUUCAAGCGCAAGCGUGACGCAGAUAACAAAGAAAAAGAGAAAAAACGCGAGCGCGAAGCAAUGGAGAAAGAAUUACAGGAACGGCGCGAGCAGCUCGAAAAGGAGAUGGCUGCUGCAAGGGCCGCUGCAGAGAAGGAGGCACGCGAGCGACUGGAGAAGGAAGCCGCAGAGGCCCGCGAGAGACAGGCAAAAGCCGAAGCUGAGGCGAAGGCCAAACUCGAAAAGUUGGAAGCCGAAGCCAAAGAGAAGGCCGCCAAAGAAGCUGCUGAGAAGGAAGCUGCCGCGAAGGCCGCCGCUCAGAAAGAAGCCAUGGCUAAAUUUGCGGCGCUCAAGGAAGCAGCAAGCAAGAAAUACGCCGAGAAGAAGGCGCAAGACGCAAAGAACGAAGCCGCUGCCAAAUCACCACCGCCGAAGCCAGCUAGUACUAGCAAUGUGCCUCGCACACCUUCUCCCAAGAAACCAGCACCCCACUCAACCGCAAAAACUGCCAACGACGACGAUGCGUACUCAUUUCGCCCCUACGACCGGCCACGGCGGCCAUAUGCGGCCGGUACAUCCGUAUCCUCCGAGUCUUCAUAUGCACAUUCUCACUCGACUGCGCGCACAACACCUCCUCCCUCACAUCGCAGUACAUAUUCCACCAAAGAUCCAGAUAAGAUCGUGAUCCAAGGUGUAUACGCCUUCAACAAUGCCUUUAUGAAGACCCCAGUGGCGCAACUUGUUUCAGGCCAAGGCAUGAUCACCGAUGGGCUGGUACUGCGCAUCACAACUGAAGGCCUCUUCAUCGACGAUGAUUUACGCGGCAUCGGCCAGCGUGAGUGGGAUGUCAAGGCAUGGACCCUCAAGCUGGCGGAGGUGUGGUGUCCACAGGUAAACGCCACUACAUCCGCCAAAGCUGCGUCCAGCAACCCUUUCUCUUUCCGUCGCGGAAACAACGUUCCCACCAACGAAGAAUCAGAGGCCUUUCUCGGUAACUUGCUUAAAGUAUGCAAGAAUACUUGCCGCCUAGCUUCGCCCAAUGCGCGUUUCGCGCGCAGCACUACCGCCAGCCACGACGGUGGCCCCGUUCACCCGCCCCAGGGGGAGUCCCGUGGUUUGCACGUUCUCCGCGCCAGUGUUCGUGACCAAGAAGGCAAGAAGUAUGUCUUUGUAAUACAGGAUACUGAGGCCUGGAAGGUCGCUAUCGGUCUCCAGCGGCUUCGGGCUGGUGCUCUGGUCCGCGCGCUGGGUGUCUGCGGUCUGCCGGUCCCUGAAUGCAAAACUAUGCUCACUGCUCUCGGUUAUGUUUGA
Messenger RNA from Penicillium expansum, 2433 nucleotides. RefSeq lists its product as uncharacterized. NCBI's taxonomy places the organism in Eukaryota, Fungi, Ascomycota, Eurotiomycetes, Eurotiales, Aspergillaceae. The record is from RefSeq and is a predicted model, not a curated record. The transcript has a single exon. Bases 1 to 2433 code for a protein of 810 amino acids.